Caenorhabditis elegans is the source of this 1968-nucleotide messenger RNA. RefSeq names its product Cyclic nucleotide-binding domain-containing protein (gene che-6). The transcript is spliced from 13 exons. Lineage: Eukaryota; Metazoa; Nematoda; Chromadorea; Rhabditida; Rhabditidae. Gene Ontology annotation, biological process: monoatomic ion transport; transmembrane transport. The record is from RefSeq and is marked reviewed. Bases 1 to 1968 code for a protein of 655 amino acids. Gene Ontology annotation, cellular component: membrane. Gene Ontology annotation, molecular function: monoatomic ion channel activity; intracellularly cyclic nucleotide-activated monoatomic cation channel activity.
AUGUCGUCUGCAGAGGUUUCCGACUCGGAAAGUCUCCUGGAUAUUGAUAUUUCGCAGUAUGAAGUUGUUGAAAAAUAUUUAGAAGAUGAAGAGUUGGAAUCAUUUGACAUUUACCCAUCGGGAUGGACUAUUUGCAAGGAUAUUUUGCACGAUUCUUUUCACCGACUACUGUACUUCUACGUGCCAUUCAACUCAAAAUACUAUUACAUUUGGUCAUUUUUCGUGUCUUUUGGAGUAAUGUACAAUAUGUUUGCAAUGGUUAUUUUCAUAUUUGCCGACAUAAAAACUCAAUAUUUUUGGAAUUGGAUAUUUUUGAAUGUGAUGUUUGAUAUGGUAUUUAUUGUCGAUAUUUUUGUGCAAUCAAGGUUGACAUACCUACAUGAAGGCGAAGAGGUCAAAAACACGAAGAAACUUCGAAAAAACUACUUUUUCCAAAAACUGAAAGUGGCAAAUGACAUUUUCUGCCUGUUACCAUUGGAUUUUUUGCUUUUCUUCGACGAUUCUAUGUCACUUGUCCGUACGAUCAGGAUUGUUAAAGUAAUCCGACUAAUGGAUUUUGUGCAACGGACACAACAACAGACAACAUUCCCACGCGCAUUUAAAAUCAUUCUUCUGGCAGUGUCAUGUAUUGUAUUAUUUCAUUGGAAUGCAUGCUUGUACUUUCUUUUUUCGCUUUACGAGGGAAUCACUGAAGAGUCACAGACGGAAUUCGGAUUUUCAUAUUAUAAAGUUUUUGAACCAGUUUUCCCAACUUGUCAGGCAUACUACGAUGAAAAUUGCUGGUUUGGAGAAGAUAUUGAUCACACUUUGGACCUUGAUGACGUCAGAGACUCUUAUAAAAAAGAGAUGGCGGAAUAUUGGAAGGAUAAACACUACCGCUGGACGACUGGAAACUUUUCCCGUGAGUACAGUAUGUCUAUCUACUGGUCAGCACUAACCAUCACAACCUGCGGGCAACAACCAUGGCCAUCCACAAGCUCACAGAACUCUCUGGAAGUUUUCGAUACUUUGAUUGGAGUGUUAGUGUUUGCCACAAUUAUUGGAAGCGUCGGAAGUGUGGUCACACAGAUGAGUCAAACUGUCAAUGAAUUUCGGCAAAUGAUGGAUGGAAUCAAAUUUUAUAUGAAAUAUAGAGAAGUAAACUCGGCUAUUCAGGAACGGGCACUAAGUUGUUUUAUGUACUUGAUGGCACAUAAUCAAUUGGACGAUGAAGAGGGAAUCCUCUCACUUCUCCCACCACGUCUCCAAGCAAACAUAGCUGCAAACCUCCACAUGGAAACUCUUCAAAAUAUUCAAAUCUUCGCAUUAUGUGAAUCCCGAUUCAUGCAUGAAGUAGUCCUACUUGUCAAGCAACAAGUCUUCUCUCCAAACGACUAUCUCUGCCGAAAAAACGAGAAAGCCAAGGAGUUGUUUAUCGUGAAAAAGGGCAAAUUACGGGUGAUCGACGAUGAUACCGGAGAGGAAAUGGGAGAACUGACGGAGGGAGCGACAUUUGGAGAACUAUCGAUAGUAUAUGUUAAGGGCAACUUAUUAGGCACGCGGCGGUGUUGUUCGCUACAAUCAGUUGGUUUUUCGGACAUUUAUGUACUUUAUCGAGAUGAUGUGUCACGACUUUUGCAAGAAUUUCCGCAAGAAUAUAAAACUAUUGUGAUGAAUGCACGAAACCUGCUUCACUCCAGGGGGCUCCUGGAGACCACCGAGCUUGGGGAGAUGUGCGACCCCAGUGACCACGAAGAGGCUGAUGACCUAGUUCUGGAGGAAAUGUCAGUUGUAGAGCAACUCAAUCGGCUCAAUGGAAUAAUUGAUGGUUUGAAUGGGAAUAUGAAUGUGAUGAUUUUGUCUUUUUCGAACUCAUGCAGCUACUACAAGCAAAAAAUCACCGGCUUGGAGGAUACAUUCAACCAGAAUCGAGAGCAAAUUCGAAGUGAUUUUAAAAAUGGAUUGUAUAUUGAUUUUAUCGAUUAUUAG